Ciona intestinalis (vase tunicate) is the source of this 624-nucleotide messenger RNA. It is a transcript of the gene dynlt1, whose product is annotated as dynein, light chain, Tctex-type 1. Gene Ontology annotation, biological process: microtubule-based movement. The record is from RefSeq and is marked provisional. NCBI's taxonomy places the organism in Eukaryota, Metazoa, Chordata, Ascidiacea, Phlebobranchia, Cionidae. Gene Ontology annotation, cellular component: cytoplasmic dynein complex; cytoplasm. Gene Ontology annotation, molecular function: dynein intermediate chain binding.
CGUACAAGUAAACGUUAUUGAGGCCUAAUUUGCUUUAAAUUUCAGUUUGUUAAGAUUCCUGAACCCUAAAAUUAAGAUGGACGACUUCCAAGCCGGCGAGGAAACCACUUUUGUCGUAGACGACGUAAGCAAUGUCAUAAAAGAGUCGAUCGAAACCACAAUCGGUGGAAAUGCGUAUCAACAUAACAAAGUCAACCAGUGGACCUCAAACGUGGUCGAGCAGUGUCUGAACCAGCUUACUAAGCUUGGUAGAUCGUUCAAGUACAUCGUCACAGCAGUUAUCAUGCAGAAAAAUGGCGCUGGAUUGCACACAGCAAGUUCCUGCUACUGGGAUAACUCAACCGACGGAAGUUGCACUCUACGUUGGGAAAACAAGAGCAUGUAUUGCAUUGUCAGUGUUUUUGGACUUGCUAUAUAGACGUGUAUGUGUUUGGUACUGUUUCCACCAUAUAAUACUGUUUUAACGCUUCCUUGCUUUUCAUUUUUAAUGUAUAAAACGUGUUUCAAAUAAAUAUUUAAACAAAUUGUUAGAAUUCUUAAGCUACUACUUCUUUAAAACAGCUAAAAAAUGAAAUAUAAAGUUAUUUGACGUUGUGACUUGCGGUAUAUUAUUUGGCUGAAGAG